GACCACACCUCUGUUUUAAUAGUAUAGCUGUAUUUACAGUAGCCGUGAGCACAACUUGUUCAAGGUGUGGUGCGACGCUUUUUACCUCACGGAAUCGUGCAAGUCUCCAAAUCACAGGAAUGGACAAUAGCGGCAGACUAAUGAUCGCAGCCAUCAUGGUAAUGGCGUGCAUGGCGAUGGGAGCCGAGGCACAGAACUCUUCAAUGACUACUACUAUGGCACCCAACGCCACAAUGGCACCCAACACCACAAUGGCACACACCACUACAAUGGCACCCGACGCUACAAUGGCACCCAACGCCACAAUGGCACCCAACACCACAAUGGCACCCACUACUACAAUGGCACCCGACGCUACAAUGGCACCCAACGCCACAAUGGCACCCAACACCACAAUGGCACACACCACUACAAUGGCACCCGACGCUACAAUGGCACCCGACGCCACAAUGGCACCCAACACCACAAUGGCACCCACUACUACAAUGGCACCCAAUGCCACAAUGGCACCCACUACUACAAUGGCACCCAACGCUACAAUGGCACCCAAUGCCACAAAGGCACCCAACACCACAAUGGCACCCACUACUACAAUGGCACCCAAUGCUACAAUGGCACCCAACGCUACAAUGGCACCCAAUUCCACAAUGGCACCCACUACUACAAUGGCACCCAACGCUACAAUGGCACCCAACGCCACAAAGGCACACAACACCACAAUGGCACCCACUACUACAAUGGCACCCAAUGCCACAAUGGCACCCACUACUACCAUGGCACCCAACUCUACAAUGGCACCCAAUGCCACAAUGGCACCCACCACCACAAUGGCACCCACCACGACAAUGGCACCCAACGCCACAGUGGCACCCACCACUACAAGGGAACCCAACGCCACAAUGGCACCCACUACUACAAUGGCACCCAAUGCCACAAUGGCACCCACUACUACCAUGGCACCCAACGCUACAAUGGCACCCACCACGACAAUGGCACCCAACGCCACAGUGGCACCCACCACUACAAGGGAACCCAACGCCACAAUGGUACCCAACGCCACAAUGGCACCCACCACCACAAUGGCACCCACCACUACAAUGGCACCCAAACCGACAAUUACACCCAAUACGGCAAUAGCCCCCACUGUUGUCAACACCACCGUCCCAGCUCUCACGCAAAACAUAUCAAGGGCGGAUUGUGGAAAGACUCAGUACUGUGCUGCUGAGCCAUCAGACUGUGACCCGGCCAUGGCUGGUUCAUGUUUCUUCGUCUCCACGCGGCAGUCCUCGGGACAGACCUUCUCCCUCCAGCUACGAGGAGAGUCCAGAGGCUACAUCGCUGUAGGCUUGUCCAAAAACACCACCCUGGGCGUUAAUGACACUACCUACGUGUGUGCCAACAACAACGGCACAAUGAAGUUCUUCACCACUCUCCUCCUAAAUAACGUUCUGACUGUCACUGGCACGCUGGCUGUGGACUCUGUGAAGGGCUCAGUCAACGGUCAGAUCAUCCAGUGCACCUUCUCUGCUACUCUCCCCGAAGCUACCAGGAGCACUGACACCAGCUUCGUCCUCUCCAUUUCCAACGGGACCGUAAUUAACGGAACCCUGGGUACUCCUAAGGUUGUCCUGGUCAACAAUGCAGCCGUGGACCUGGCCAACCCCAACAGUACUGUGAUCAACUCUUUGAACACCGCCCCCACUAAUUCUACUUCCUCCACUACUAAUACUUCCACCACUACUGCUACUUCCAACAUUGCUGCUACUUCCAACACUGCCUCCAGCCAUGCCUUGGGCCUGCAGCACACCCUGUCUCAAGCUCUGCUGAUCCUGUUUGGUGUGCUAGGUAUGAUGAUGCUGUAAUGAUGAUCUGAAGGUGACACACCAUGAACUCAGAAAUCCUGCAUCUUUACUGCCACUGACACUGGCAAGGCUGCAUCCCCAAAUGACACCAUAUUCUCUACAUAGUGCACUACUUUCACUGGGUUGGGAAUGCCGUAGGGUGCCUUUUCAGACGCUCUGGUUCUGGGUUAAAAGACCAUGUCAGAUCUGAAGUUAUAUGCUUAUAAAUGCAUGUCAUUAAACAUACAUAGUGAAACACUUUCUAGUUGGGGGUAGUAAGACGAUAGCGUACAGAAUGGAUCCGGUGAUACAAGGCCCAAUGCUAACAUUUUCACAAUUUCAACCUCAUAUUCAUCAUCUCCAGCACCACCAUCAACACCUGUCUUCUUCUAUUCUGUUGACCACGAAAUGUCGAACCUGCCGUUUUCACAUAUAUUGAUGUCUCAGGAGGUUGGUGGCACCUUAAUUGGGGCUCAUGGGAACGGCUGGAGCGGAAUGGUGUCAAAUACAUGGCUUCCAGGUGUUUGAUGUUGGUUCGGGUGGUGUUUCAGAUGAUGAAUAUGUGGUUGGAAUUUCCCUAUAUAUACACCCCCCCAUGUCAUCCCCUAUACGUUUAGAAUCUUUGUUUUAUUUUGCCUUUGCUGGUGUAAGUGUGAGUGUGUGUUUAAAUAUUUGUCUUGAGUGUUGGCACACAUUCUCAUAGAUGACACCACAAAUUGGCAGGAAUGUGUGUGUGUGUGUGUUUGUGUGCGUGCGAGCUUGUGUGUGUCUGUCCAAUAACGAAGCCACUGGAUGGUGAACUGUUCUUUCUGAUUACCCUUUUAAAUGAAACAUGUUUUAAAUGUGCAAUUAUGGAAAUAUUUGUAUACAUUUCUUUUUCCCCCAAAAAUUUUUUACAAUGCAUGUUUGACCUUUCGUGGGUAUAUUUGCUUAAUCAGUUGACACUCAAACUGACAACUUUUAAUGCGCUGCACACUCAAUCACAGAAACACUCAGGGUUAGUUCGGAUUGCGUACUGUUGUAUGAGUCAUGUCUUUUGUAGGGUGUCUCAUCAGACAGUUGGUAAAGGUGGACAUGUUUGGAACCAAAAGCGUAACCUUUAGAAAGCAUAAACGACGAGCUUACAACAAAAUAUAUAAAUACACAUAGACUGUAGCACUUUCAACACAAUAUAUGAAAAGUGCUUUACAAAUAAUGUUGUUAUAGUAUCAUGAAUGAAUGAAUGAAUAAAGAGCUGCCUACAAGUAAGUGCCAAAAUAAAGGAAACACCAAACAUAAAGUGUCUUAAUAGGUCGUUAGGUCACCACAAGCCAGAACAGCUUCAAGUAAAUUUUGCUCAACACAUUUCUGGGGCUCAAUUGGAGGGAUGCGACACCAUUCUUCCAUGAGAAAUUCCAUCAUUUGGUGUUUUGUUGAUGUUAGUGGAAAUCGCCGCUCCAGAUGAUCCUAUAAGUGUUCAAUUGAGUUGAGCUCUCGUGACUGAAAUGGCCGUGGCAUAUGGUUUACAUCGUUUUCAUGCUCAUCAAACCAUUCAGUGACCACUCGUGCCCUGUUGAUGGGACCUUGUCACCCCAUGGGGGCAUAGCCAUGUUUGCCAAAGUAAUGGCCUGCCCAGUAUUUUUAUACAUGACCCUAAGCAUGAUGGGACGUUAACUGCUUAAUCAACUCAGGAACGACACCUGUGUGGAAGCACCUGCUUUCCAUACACUUUGUAUUCCUCAUUUACUCAAGCAUUUCCAUUAUUUCGGCCGUUAAAUAAACAUCUCUAUUCAUGAAAAAAAAUACCCCAAAAAGGUCAUUUUUACACCUCUUCACUUCCUUGGCUCAACAUUGGAGGCAACCAAAACCCAACACUGUUUUACGUCAGGUACUUGACUUAACGUAUUCCUUUCAGCUCCUAGUAGAGCAAGGGCCUCAAACAUUAGAUAAAGAGCAUGUGUAAAACAUCCUGAGAAAUCAUAUUUUCAGAACACAAAAACAUGUAUUACAGUUUUAACAUUAGCAUUGAGAAGUAUACUCUGGUAUUGGAAUGGUAUAUUAUUGGUAUAGUUUAUGAUGUUUGUUUUGUGUUAUGUGUACAUUUCAACAAAUAAAAGCAAUUCUUCAAAAAAUA
This is a messenger RNA of Oncorhynchus kisutch (coho salmon), 3954 nucleotides long. Its product is annotated as proteoglycan 4. Gene Ontology annotation, biological process: regulation of glutamate receptor signaling pathway; regulation of postsynaptic membrane neurotransmitter receptor levels. The transcript is spliced from 7 exons. The record is from RefSeq and is a predicted model, not a curated record. NCBI's taxonomy places the organism in Eukaryota, Metazoa, Chordata, Actinopteri, Salmoniformes, Salmonidae. Bases 120 to 1862 code for a protein of 580 amino acids.